AGUGAGUAGAUAAUUGGCAGCACCUGGCUGACUUCCACGCCUCACCCCUGCGGACGCACACGGCCUCCAGCGGUUUUUAACAUUGUGGAGCGGCUACACCAAAGAAAACAGACAUCUAGUUUAACAUGCUUCAAGUAAAAUGUCCACAUUUGCUUUUAUUUGUUAUCACGUUAUUCACAGUGAGUUGCUAUAGCACUGAACACGCCGCUGAACGAGGCGGCCAAGGUAACGAGAACGCUGCAACUAGCAAACUGGAAACAUCUGAUUUCAACUUAAACUCCACCAAUAUGACUCAUUUCGCCUAUGGGAUUGCUGCAAAUGUGGUUGCUGUGCUGUUGUAUGGAAGCAAUUUCGUUCCUGUCAAAAGGAUAGAAACAGGAGAUGGAAUGUUUUUCCAGUGGAUAAACUGUGCAGCCAUAUGGAUGGUAUCUAUGGUUGGAGACUUGAUGCUACAGUCGCCCAAAUUCUACCCUUUUGCAAUGCUUGGAGGUGUGAUCUGGGCUACAGGGAAUAUAACAGUUGUUCCAAUUGUGAAAGCAAUCGGCCUUGGCCUUGGGUUUUUAAUUUGGGGAUCCUCUAGCUUGUUGAUGGGCUGGGCCUCUUCAAGGUUUGGCUGGUUUGGGAUCGCUGCUCAAGAUGUUUCUAAGCCAAUAUUAAAUUAUUGUGGAGCUGGAUUGUGUCUGCUCAGUGGGCUGAUCUUUUUCUUUGUGAAAACGGACGUGGAGCUGCAUCCCAAUUCAGAAUCAAUUCCAUUACUUAUAGACAGGAGAACAAAUUCAGGCAGCUAUGGACCAAGUUCCUCAGAGUUCUGGAUAGACGUCAUCAGACCAAAGACCAGGCGGUUCAUAGGCUGCCUGCUUGCUUUUGUGUCGGGCCUGAUGUACGGGUCCUCCUUUGCACCCAUCCUCUACAUUAAGAGCCAUUCAUUGUGUCAUGACAGCAGGUUCCAUGGAGCCAGUAUCUAUGACCUUGACUAUGUUCAUGCGCAGUGCUCUGGCAUUUUUAUUGCAAGCACAGUGUAUUUUGCCAUCUACUGUGCUGCUAUGAAUAACAGGCCCAGAGUCUACUCCAGAGUCAUCCUACCAGGUCUAUUGUCUGGAUUGAUGUGGGCACUGGCCACAUACUGCUGGUUCCUGGCCAAUAACUACCUGAGUGCAGUCGUUACCUAUCCUAUUGUAACUGCAGGAUACGGUCUGGUUGCAGCACUGUGGGGAUCCUUGGUAUUCAAAGAGAUUAGGGGUUUAGCCAACUGUUUCAUCUUCGUCUUGGCCUCCUGUGCCGUGCUGACCGGCUCCUUGUUGACCGCCAUCUCAAAGCUCUGAAGAAAUUUGCUGAUGGAUUGAUUUAUUAGCUUGUUGUUGAAAAUAUGUUUUGUCACCUUUGCUUUGUUCAGUUGUUGCUAAAAUGCUGAUACCUGUAUUUGUUUAACACAUCGCUCACAAGCUAACAAUCAUUUUAGAAUGACUGUCAUACUUAGAUACUGCACAUUUCUAUUUAUACUAAACAGACACGGUGGUUGUUUGUGUGUCAACACUUGACAUUUGUUCGUAUUUGUGCAAGAUUAAGCUAUUAAAAAGAAUUUUUGAAAAAUGUG
Molecule: messenger RNA, 1594 nt
Organism: Thunnus maccoyii (southern bluefin tuna)
Lineage: Eukaryota; Metazoa; Chordata; Actinopteri; Scombriformes; Scombridae
Gene: tmem144b
Product: transmembrane protein 144b
Exons: 12
Coding region: 126-1322 (398 amino acids)
Biological process (GO): carbohydrate transmembrane transport
Cellular component (GO): membrane
Molecular function (GO): carbohydrate transmembrane transporter activity
Source: RefSeq, a predicted model, not a curated record